AUGUCCUCAGAGGAAAUAUCAAGAAGCAACGAUUCCAAGUGGCAUACUUUCAGUGAAUUCUGGUUAAUAAGUGCACCUGGUAAUAAAACUGGGGAAGAAACUUAUCAAAAACUACACAACUUAAUUAAGAAAAAUAAUGCUGGAUAUGUUUUCAAAUUUCAUAUUCCAGAGUUGAAGGUUGGAACAUUAGAUUUGCUGGUUGGAUUAUCUGAAGAAUUAACCAAACUUGACACAUAUAUUGAAAGUUUAGUUAGGAAGUUGGUGCAGUAUCUCUGUGAUGUUUUGGAAGGGGAAAGAGUUAAAUUGAUUGAAAACCUCAUGAUAAAUGGAAUUGCUCCAACUGCUUACAUUUCCAAGUUCACUUGGGAUGAGGCCAAAUAUUCUUCUAAACAACCACUUCGAAAUAUUACAGAUGCUAUUGCAAAGAACAUGACUCAGUCAGAAAAUGAGUUGAAGACAAAAUCCCAAUCAUACAAUGCCUUGAAAACCAACAUUCAGAAUAUUGAGAGAAAAUCCACAGGAAGCUUAAUGACUAGAACACUGACAGAUUUAGUUAAAAAGGAACAUUUCAUUUUGAAUUCAACAUAUCUAACUACUCUUUUAGUUGUUGUUCCAAGUGCCUCAAAAAAGGAUUGGCUUGGAAAGUAUGAAACACUGACAGACAUGAUUGCACCAGAGAGUUCAACCCUUGUAACCGAAGAUUCUGAGCACUGCCUCUUCACAGUCACACUUUUCAGGAAAGUUGUUGAGGAGUUCAAAUUAAAAUGCCGAGAAAAUAAGUUUGUUGUUCGAGAUUUUGAAUACAAUGAACAAGAGAUGGAGGAUGGCAAGAAAGAAAUUAUGAAACUUAACACUGAUAAGGCUAAACAAGAAGGACCUUUGAUAAGAUGGUUGAAAACAAAUUUUACUGAAACAUUCUCAGGCUGGCUCCACGUGAAAGCACUCAGAACUUUCAUUGAAUCUAUUCUAAGAUAUGGCUUGCCUGUUAAUUUUCAAGCAAUGGUAAUCGCUCCUCCAAAACGAAAUAUGAAGAAAAUAAAGGAGCUGUUGAAUCAGCAUUACUUGCAUUUGGAUGCUUCAGGUACCUACGACGCCAAAACUGAGAUGGAUGAUAUCCCUGGCUUCACGAUGAGCAGCGUUGAAUACUAUCCUUAUGUUUACUUCAAAAUUAAUCUUGAUAUGUUUGAUAUGUAUAAGGCUUAA
This is a messenger RNA of Helobdella robusta, 1203 nucleotides long. RefSeq lists its product as hypothetical. The record is from RefSeq and is a predicted model, not a curated record. Gene Ontology annotation, cellular component: vacuolar proton-transporting V-type ATPase, V1 domain; lysosomal membrane. Gene Ontology annotation, molecular function: proton-transporting ATPase activity, rotational mechanism. Gene Ontology annotation, biological process: proton transmembrane transport. NCBI's taxonomy places the organism in Eukaryota, Metazoa, Annelida, Clitellata, Rhynchobdellida, Glossiphoniidae. Bases 1 to 1203 code for a protein of 400 amino acids. The transcript has 12 exons.